Exophiala mesophila is the source of this 1998-nucleotide messenger RNA. RefSeq lists its product as uncharacterized. Gene Ontology annotation, biological process: carbohydrate transport; transmembrane transport. The record is from RefSeq and is a predicted model, not a curated record. Gene Ontology annotation, molecular function: carbohydrate:proton symporter activity. NCBI's taxonomy places the organism in Eukaryota, Fungi, Ascomycota, Eurotiomycetes, Chaetothyriales, Herpotrichiellaceae. The transcript has 3 exons. The coding region runs from base 1 to 1698 and encodes 565 amino acids. Gene Ontology annotation, cellular component: plasma membrane.
AUGGCCGACAGGCAAACCAACCCUGCCUCGAGGCGGUCCUCAGCUACUGUUGGUGGAGAUGAAGCUCUCAACGUACCAGCCAUUCCGACCAAGGAAGCCUUCGACGAUGACAGCAAAGUUCCGUUCAUGACCAUGCGAACCUUUUUUAUGACUGUCGUGGUCUCCAUCGGUGGUGUUUGCUUCGGUUAUGACACUGGUCAGAUCAGUGGUUUCUUGCAAAUGGACGACUUUGUCUAUCAAUUCGCCGACGAUCGCGACACUCUCGAACUCAGCGACAUCCGCACUGGCUUGAUCGUCGCCAUGUUGUCGAUCGGUACACUUUUCGGAGCUUUGAUCGCCGGUCCCGUUGCCAACAACCGUCGCAUCGGUCGCAAAUACUCCAUCUGCAUGUGGUGUGUUGUCUUUUGCUUAGGCAACAUCUUCCAGAUCGCUGCCCAAUACCCCGUCUGGUAUGUCAUGAUGAUCGGCCGUAUCAUCUCUGGUUUCUCCAUCGGUGGUCUGUCGGUCAUGGUCCCUGCUUACCAGGGCGAGAGUGCGCCAACCCACGUGCGAGGUGCCAUCGUGUGUUGCUACCAACUUUUCAUCACUAUCGGUAUUCUCCUUGCAUAUCUCAUCAACUUUGGCACCGAGACUCUCUCAGGUACCGCAUCCUGGCGUGUCCCGCUGGGCCUCAGCUUCCUCUGGGCUCUGAUCCUUGGUCUGGGUAUCCUAUGCUUCCCAGAAACGCCACGCCAUCAAUUCCGUUUUGGCGAGGUCGAUGCUGCCACAGAGAGCAUCGCCAAAUUCUAUGGCGUCAGCACCAAACACAAGGUGGUGGCAAAGCAGCUCGCAGAAAUGCAGUACAAACUCCAACUCGAACGCGAAGAAGGCGAGAGCUCUAUCACCGAAGUUUUCACCGGCCCUCGCAUGCUCUACCGAACCUUACUCGGUAUAUGUAUCCAGGCUCUUCAGCAACUCACUGGUGCGAACUACUUCUUCUACUAUGGUACUACGAUCUUUUCGAGUGUCGGACUUGAAAAUCCAUUCAUCACGCAAAUCAUUCUUGGUGCGGUCAACGUGAUCACCACCUUCCCUGGCCUCUACAUGGUUGAGAAAUUCGGUCGACGGAAGUGCCUGUCAAUCGGUGCUGCCUGGAUGUUUUGUUGCUAUAUGGUAUUUGCGUCGCUUGGCUAUUUUUCCCUCGAGACCGAGGACGGAAACGAUCAAACCAUUGGUUAUGUCAUGAUCGUAUUUGCUUGCUUGUUCAUCGCAGCUUUUGCGUCUACAUGGGGGCCAAUGGCAUGGGCCGUCACCUCUGAAAUCUAUCCCACUCGCUAUCGAUCCGUCUGCAUGGCACUUUGUGCUGCGUCUAAUUGGGCCUUCAACUUCUUCAUUGGCUUUGCGACACCAUUCAUCACUUCCGACAUUGGUUUCGCCUACGGCUAUCUUUUCGCCGCCUUCAACUUCAUCGCCGUGCUUGUGGUUUAUUUCUUCCUUCCAGAAACUUCUGGUCGCUCCCUCGAAGAGAUCGACACCAUGUUCCUCUUUGAGGUCAAGCCAUGGAAUUCCAGCAAAUGGACCGCACCUGAAGGCGAGGAACUCGCCAGCGCCGAUCGCCGUCGUAUCUCGGAAGGUGGUCGCCGCGCUAGCAAGGCUUUGGAAUCUCGAGCCGGCAGCUAUGCUCAGACUGAGAAUGCCGGCCGUGGGUCAACUGUAUAAAAGGUUUCAUGAAAAGUUGUCUGCUUCAUUUACAACAAAGCACUUUCCUUUGGGUCAAAGCCCUCGUUGUAAUACUCUAUGUAACACUGGCUGGAAAUAUGGACGAGCGGCGUUUGACAAGUCUGCUUUUGGAAGAAUCUAUCUGGAAACAAGCAUCACUACUGUUCACCACCUCGCCUACUCUAGUCCCCGCGGCCGAAGAGCAAGUCUGAGUCAUGACGCUACAUACCUGGUCCUGAAAAUUAGGCUGAUAUUCUGCAAGUUUUAGAGCCACGAGGGUUGCCCGUGGGGCAAAGCCGC